Pleurotus ostreatus (oyster mushroom) is the source of this 1452-nucleotide messenger RNA. RefSeq lists its product as uncharacterized. Lineage: Eukaryota; Fungi; Basidiomycota; Agaricomycetes; Agaricales; Pleurotaceae. Gene Ontology annotation, molecular function: DNA binding. Gene Ontology annotation, cellular component: nucleosome. The transcript has 5 exons. Gene Ontology annotation, biological process: nucleosome assembly. The record is from RefSeq and is a predicted model, not a curated record. The coding region runs from base 1 to 1452 and encodes 483 amino acids.
AUGCAGGCAGGGAACGCGGACGUUCCUCCUCAACCACAUCCACCAGAAUCCGUGUCCGAAAAUGACCUCAAACGUCGAUAUCUCGCUCUUUUGCCGCCCCAGCAGAUCAUCGACAUUUGCCUGAACUUUGAGCUCCAUGUCCCCCAAUACGUAAAGCAUAGUAUAUGGCCUAUAGAUCUCAAGGCUGCCAUUGCAGCCCUCCAGCCGAAACCACCGUCUGAGCCAGUGCCGACGAGCAAUGAGCCGCCUAUGGCUUCGCUGGUUCGUACAGAGCCAGCUCCGGAGAAAGGUUCGUCGGAACAACAGCGUGAACCCCCCAAGCCUCCGGAUCCACCGCAAACGACCUCGGAACCCCCUAAAAACGAUGUGCAGUCUGCCAGCCCCGCAUCCAUCUUAUCCAUACGGUUAUCCACCGAGCGCCUAUCCCCACUCACCGUACUAUCCCCCGCCGCCGAAUUAUCCUUAUUUACCGCAUCCAGGUUACGGUUACCCUCCUCCGGGCAACCUACCCCCGCACCAUCGUAUGCACCAGGACAGAUUGAAGGGCACGUCGUUACACCAGACGAUCUGCCUAGCUAUGAAGAAAUGAUAGUGGAGGCCCUGGUGGACUCUAACGAUCCUGAGGGUUGGAUGCCAAAACAGCUGUUUGCUUGGAUGGCAUCACAUUACCCUAUACAAUCCAAUUUUCGCCCGUCGGCCAGUCAAGCCUUACAGAAGGCGUUCAAGCGGGGUCGUCUGGAGAAGAGUAGCGAUGGCAAGUAUCGACUCAGCGCCACAUGGGAGGGUGGAAACACAUCGCGUCGUACGACAAGGCGCCCACAAACUCAAAAUAUCAGCGCCGUACCCGCCACUCAACCGCUGUCGUCUCCUUUCACCCAUGCACCUCGCGUCCAUCAUCAUCAAUCAUCAAAUUCGCCAGCACCAUUCACCCCCGCUCCGUAUCAACCACAACCGGCCCCCCCUCCUCAACCUCAGCCCCAAGCUCAGCCCACAUCUAGUAGUUCGUCAACGACCACUGUACCGUCUAACGAUGAGAUUGGGGAAGGCAGCCAGGCUUGGGAAGCGGCUCAGACGAUUCUCAAGGCCCUUAAUUUCAACAGUCUUCUGUCGAUGAACGCCGAAGAAGCGAACGCGAACGCUCGUAUAGCGACGGUGUCACAUCCCACCGAGGAUAACUCCCGUGCUGAAUCGGCCACUCGCCUUAAUAAUUCCAUUCAAGAUGCCAGUGCCCCCAUCAUGGCAGGUAGGGCUAGCCUCCAGGCGCAGCUAGCCUUACUCGCGACCCAGUUAGCCGAGAUUGCUCAGAUCAGCGUCGAUGACCCGCUACCGCCGGAACCAACGUGCCCAGCAACAGAAGCGAUCGAAUCCGCUCCUCCCUCGCAACGCAUGGUAGAUGUUGAAUUAGCGGAUGAUUCGGAUGACGAUGACAUGGAUGAAGUUACUAUUUUGUGA